Molecule: messenger RNA, 465 nt
Organism: Gossypium raimondii (Peruvian cotton)
Lineage: Eukaryota; Viridiplantae; Streptophyta; Magnoliopsida; Malvales; Malvaceae
Exons: 2
Coding region: 1-465 (154 amino acids)
Source: RefSeq, a predicted model, not a curated record
AUGAAGCUUGAUAUCGAGAGGUUCAAUGACUAUACAAAUUUUAGUUUAUGGCAAGUUCGGAUUACGACAAUUCUAGUUCGGAAAGGCCUGAAAAAGGUCAUUAUUGAGAAAAAGCUCGAAAAUCUAGAUCAAUCAAAAUGGGAUGAGCUUGAUGAGAAGGCUCUGUUUGCAAUUCAAUUCUGCAUCACUAAUGCGUCUGUAUACAUUUCGUAUGGGAGAAGAUACUCUAUUAGGGCUCAUAUCAGUGAGUUUGUUUCUCUGAAUGGUUUAAAGAACAUCAAGGUUCAGAUUGAUGAUGAAGAUCAAGUCAUGCUAUUAUUGUACUCUUUACCCCAUUCUUAUAAGUCUUUCAGGGAAACCCUAAUUUAUGGGAGAGACAAGCUUUCAUUCGAGGAAGUGAAUGGAAACUUGUUAAACAAAGGAAAACUCGACAAUGAGUUUGGUUCAGAUAGCAGUUCAGGUUGA